Messenger RNA from Panonychus citri (citrus red mite), 1934 nucleotides. RefSeq names its product glycoprotein-N-acetylgalactosamine 3-beta-galactosyltransferase 1-like. Bases 591 to 1697 code for a protein of 368 amino acids. Gene Ontology annotation, cellular component: membrane. Lineage: Eukaryota; Metazoa; Arthropoda; Arachnida; Trombidiformes; Tetranychidae. The transcript has 2 exons. The record is from RefSeq and is a predicted model, not a curated record. Gene Ontology annotation, molecular function: N-acetylgalactosaminide beta-1,3-galactosyltransferase activity.
UCACAAGAUCGAUGAUUGAAUGAAGAGAUUAAUUAGCUUAAUGAACUUUAACAACGAAAAUAAAGACAAAAAAAGAAAGAGACUAAAAGAGAAGCGGAAAAUUAACUUAACCGGACCGGUUGUUUUCUUACAUCAGGUAAACUUUGUUUUGAUUAUUCGGUUUGUUUUGUUUUUCUAUUCUCUUGUUUUUUUUCUAUUUACUUUUGUUUAAUUGUUCCAAACAAUUUAAAUUCUCUGUUGAUUAACAUCUUAUUUACCUAACGAGCACCCGGCUGUUGGUGAACUAUCAUCUAAAAGUGAUUCUAAUUGUAAUAUAAUCAAUUCCAAUUUGUAUCAUGUUACCCAAACUCUUCAUUCAAGAAGCUUUUUGUUAACAAUUCUGUUGAUGGUUAUUUCUUUCAUUUAUUAUAUUUAAAUUGUUGUUAAAUAUGUUUUCUAAUCUUGAUUUGAUUGUUCUUCAUUUUAUCAACUUUAAAUCUUAAUUGAUUGUGUGAGUUUUCAGAAAUCUAAAAGAAAUCGGGUUAGUUAUUUACUCCGAUUGCAAAUUUUAACCUACGUAACUGAAAGCAACACUUUGGGCUCACACUAAUAUGCAGAGUCGCUGGUUAUACUGGUUACACUGGUUAACCUUGAUUACUGGCUUAAUUGUUGGUGUGCUAUUUGCUGUUUCCUGGGAGAUUUACAAUCUAUUAUUAAAUGUUGGUGAUGAUUACCACCGAUCUUAUAAUGUUUGGUCAGCUAACGAUGCUAAAAUCAACGGCGAUCAUUUAAAUUAUGUCAACAUGGAUUCACUUGAAAGUUACUUUGCCAGUGAUGAUGAGAUGAUGAUGAUUCCUGAUGAAAACAUGAAAACCCAAAUGAAUUCAAUUAAAUUAACAUGUUUAAUUCAAGUGAAAAAAUCCAACAUCCUGUCAACUCUUAAUCAAACUUGGGCUUCUCGAUGUAAUCAAUCAUUUUUUUACUUUUCAUCAUCUGAUUUACCUGACAAUUCAACUCUACCCAAUGUUGAUAAUAUCGCCUUAAUUUCAGGCUCAUCAAGUAGAUUAUUUUUCAAAUCAAAACUCUCAUCAUGGAAAUUAUUUUGCUCCGUUUUGUUGAAAACUAAUUUCAUCAAAUCACAAUAUUCAUCAGCUGAUUGGUUUUUAAUUGCUCCAAGUAACGUUUUAUUUAUCAUUGAAAAUCUCCGUCGCUAUUUGAUCUCAUUCAAUUCAUCUAAUCAAUUCUAUCUUGGUCUUCCAUAUAACAAUCAUGCUCCAAUUAAUUACAAUUCCUUUGAUUCUGGAAUUGUCCUGAGUAGAGCUGCUUUUAACUCUUUGAUGGAAGUAAUCAAAUUAACGAACAAUUGUAAUAGUAAUUAUCUCUCCAGUAAAAGACUAUCACUCGAUCGCCGUAUGGAUGUAGCCAUUGGUCAGAUUCUCAAUACCCAUGGAGUCGAGCCACUGGACACUCGUGAUAAGCUUGGACGCGCUCGAUUUUUAGGACUUUCAUUGGAUCGGCACAUUUUCGCCGAUGAUCUCGACUUUGACCAUCCCUUUUGGCAGCAUAAUGUUUAUCAUUUUCCAAAUGGACCUAAUUGUUGUAGCGAUCAUUUAAUAUCCAUCCCUGAUUCGAGUAUGAGACAAAUAAGAUUCUAUUAUUAUCUAAUGUACCAAGUACGAGUUAAUGGACGUUUGAAUCCUCUCACAGGUCGAAUAUAAUUAAAUCAUUUCUUCCUUUAAAAUAAACAAUUAAUAACGAAAAUCAGAAAUCGGAAUAAUUAUUAUUCUCAGUUAAUUGUCAACCACCAAUAACAUUGAGUUAUAAAUUUAAUUCAUUGAUUGUGAUCAAAGAGCAACAAAUCUGUGAUUGUGAGUUACAGGAAAAAGAAAUCAUGUAAUUAUGUUGAUUGUAAACAGUUUAAUUACCAAUUAAAUAUUUUUCGUAAAAAAAUGAAA